AUGUUGAGAGUGGAGGGAGGCUAUGCUUUUGGAGUGCCACCACUCAUCUCCCAUGUGUACCACUUGCUGUGCCAUGGCUUGCCACGCAUGCAGUCCUUCUACCAAGCUGAGAGCCAGGUGACGCUUCCUGCGGGGAGCCAAGUGGAGCUUUCUGAUGUGGUGAGCGUCACCCCGAGGGCUGCGCCGCACGCACCCAGGGAAGCCAGCAGCUGGUAUGGAAGCUUUGGCGCCCGCGCGCCACGCGCGCCGCCGAUCUUCACCUCCACGGGUAGGAAUGGUGAGGCUGUGGCAGCAGAUCGGAGGAUCCGGGACGUGCAGUCGUUCAAGGAGCUGCUGAGAGUCAUCCAGGAAGGCUUGGCCAAGUUCGAUGAAGGGACCCUGGUUAUCGCCUUGUGCACUGGAGCCAAACUGGUGGAUGAAAGGUCCCUCUCCAGCAUCUCUUCGCAUGCUGCCUGGGUGACGCUCGUGGAGCGCGUGCAUGGCGCCAUCCCAUGUUUGGAGCCACGUGGCUUGUCUAUGGCGGCCUACGCCUGUGCAAAGUUGGCCUUGAACAAGGAUGCCUUGCUCUCGGAACUGGCCGACUGCUCGGUGCGGAAGGCGGCAGACUUUAGCUCGACUGAUGUGGCGAAGAUCUGCUGGGCCUUUGCAAAGCUGGACUUUGUUCAAGAAGCCUUGGCCUUCUGGAAAGAGAUGGCGCAGGUGGUACUGCACAAGGUGGGCACUGCACGCCAUGUGGAGCUUUCUAUGAUCGCCUGGGCCUUUGGCACGGCGCAGCAGGGCACCUCGGCCAUGUAUGCAGAGCUGGGUGCCUGCACCUUGCGGAUGCUACAGGACUUGACGCCCCAGUGCUUGGCCAACAUCGCAGUAGCCUUUGCACGGCAGAAUCUUCCUGACCGGGAGCUCUUCGAAGCAAUCUCCAGGCGUUCCAGAAGUUUGGUUGCGGAGUUUGCUGACUUUGACGUCACAAACCUUUGCUGGGCGCAAGCGCGAGCCAACCAGGUGGACCCGGACCUGUUCGAGCAGUUAGCGACACAUACCGUCUGCUCUCGCUUCGUGAAGCGCUACAGCGCGGAGAUGGUUGCACAGAUGUGCUGGGCCUUCGCUGUGGCCAAGGUGCAACAUUCGCCGCUCUUCUGCGAGCUCUCAGAUUUCAUUGCCAAGCAUGCCAGCGUGUUUGAGGUGCAGUACGUGGCGAACUGCGCAUGGGCCUAUGCCACGCUGGGUGUGCCGGAGGCCUCAGCCUGGCAGGCGCUGGCGCGGGAAUGCAAAGGUGGCCGUUUGUGGCGCUACACCCAAGAUCAGCUGAGCGCUGUUUGUUGGGCCUUCACACGAAUCCGCUGGCAGGAUGCCGAGCUCUUUCAGGAUAUGCUUCAAGUAGCGUCCCAGAGACUGGCAGAGUUUGACACACAGAGCCUCCUCAACUUCCUCUCUGCCGUGGUGGUUUUGCGGGAAGAAGACUGGUUCAGUGUCGGAGAGGACGAGCUGAGAGAGGAUCCGAAGGAGAUCUUGGACAGCCUGCUCGACAGCGUGAUGCUUCAGCUACAAGAAAAUCAGAUGCAGCCAGAGGAG
Molecule: messenger RNA, 1569 nt
Organism: Durusdinium trenchii
Lineage: Eukaryota; Dinophyceae; Suessiales; Symbiodiniaceae
Source: the annotation of a GenBank genome assembly